Messenger RNA from Theobroma cacao (cacao), 691 nucleotides. RefSeq names its product non-specific lipid-transfer protein-like. The record is from RefSeq and is a predicted model, not a curated record. Gene Ontology annotation, biological process: lipid transport. NCBI's taxonomy places the organism in Eukaryota, Viridiplantae, Streptophyta, Magnoliopsida, Malvales, Malvaceae. Gene Ontology annotation, molecular function: lipid binding.
AACCCUCAAACCCUCUAGACCUUAGCACGCCAAGCAUCAGCUUCCUUAUAAUCAACUACUUGUAAACACUCUAGCUUAAGUUCUCUGUGAAAUUCUUAUUUCCUCCUAAGUAAUCCCCAUGGCUACCAAUAUGUCCCUGAAGCUUGCAUGUGUCGUGGUUUUGUGCUUGGUGGUGGGUGCACCCCUGGCUCAGGGGGCCAUAACAUGUAGUCAAGUCAGCAGCUACCUGGCACCAUGCAUUCCUUACCUGAGAGGCAGCGGUGGCGCUGUGCCUUCAAAUUGCUGUAGUGGGAUCAAAAAUCUCAACGGCGCCGCCCAAACCUCACAAGAUCGCAAAGCGGCUUGCGGCUGCAUCAAAAAUGCUGCUGGCUCAAUUUCUGGCAUCAACUAUGCACUCGCAAGUCAAAUGCCAAGCAAGUGCGGCGUGAGCAUCCCGUACCAGAUCAGCCCCAACAUUGACUGCAAUAGCGUCAACUGAAGUUCGCCGAGGAAAGUUUUCAGCUGAAGGGAAGGGAAAUAUGAUAGUUAGCGAAUAAAUGGAUGUAUAAUAUCCAUCUGGAUAGCACCCUGUGUAGGAGUUAUCCUAGUUUGAGAGCAAAAGGUUGCUUUAUGCAACUGUGUCUGUUAUUUCUGCUUAAUAUACAUAUAUAUAUCACGGAUUUAUUUCUUCUAUCUGUAUACUCGUCAUUUA